AUGAAUACGAAAAAUACACGUACAAGAUAAUAGGUACAUGUCUCCGACAAAUCUGAUAAACAUGUAAAACUUUAUUGGCAGAGAGGGGGCUUAAUUAGUAAUAUACUAUAUUUGAAAAAGAACAUGUACAUCAAUGGGGUUGGGAUUCAUGGAAAGAGGACGUUGUUUCCAAGAGUGCGCAGAAAAGUUGAAAAAGCUGUAAAUCAAUAUCAUUCCGAACAUGUUCAAGGAGAGUUGACCAAAAUCGAGGGAAAGCAUGGAGACAAGAGAAAUGCAGGGAUUAGGUCCUAGUUUACCGGUGGUGAAACAAAACAUCAUGAACAUGGCGGGAAUUAAGAAAACAUCGUCGACACAUUCGUUAUAUUCAACGAUAUUGAAUAGACACUUUGAGACAAACGAGAGAACAGCAUAAUUACAAUGACAAGAUGAGUCAUACCAACCCAGAGUUACUAACCUAUCAGGGUCACUCAUCACACCUAGCUUCUGGCCAAGAAUAAAACGAGUCGCACGUUUUUCAACUUUCUCCAAAGUGUCAACCUGCUUUCUUGUCUGAGGGAGCCAGGCAGGUACACGAUACUUUAAUAUGGGAAGGACGAGAGGUUUAUACAGUGAAAGGUUGGAUUGGGGGCACAGGCUUAUAUACCAUAAGUUCAAUAAUGUGAGCAAAUCUGAAUAUGAAUUUGAUAUUUGUGAUUUUCGACAGAAAUCCAUGAGUGAUGAAGUAACUGUGGGUUAGCUAUACGAGAAAUCCAAAAUGCCUGUAUUGAGAUUCUAUCUGAAGACAACACACAAGACAAAAACCCUUGAAAAUCAGACUGAAAAGCCAAAGAACGAAAGGGAAGCGAUUUUCAUCGAGUCUUCUGACUCAGGUGAAUAGCCCUUGCCUUUUUUAAACGUAGGGAAUGAAAUUGGAAUUGGCACAACACAGAAUGAAAAUGAGCCACCUCGCUCACCGAGUCCACCUCCAAGCCCCACAAUCACAUUUGGACCCACAAAUGCACCCACAAUUCAUGACCAGCUAGGUGAUACUCUCCCCUAGACGCAACCAGAAGUUAUUCUCAUCAGAAAGGGGGUGGUUGUUCAUUUUCAAACCCAUGAGUUCCAGUAUUUUUGACUUGUAGACGAUGUGCAUGUUCCUUACACCCCCAAGAGCAUGGUGCCCAAUCGCUACUGUUUCAUUCAGUGAUCUCCACCUCAACAUGAUUUGGGCAACUCUGGACACUAGACCAGCCUCCGAUUGAGCUUGGAGGUCGUGCCAUGCUGUCAUUUUCUCUUCCGCAUUUUCACUGAUGAUAAUCAUGCAAGCGUGACGCGGUGUACGAAGUAGACUAACUGGUCCCACGAUUAUGUUAUUGAUUUAUCCGUGACGAGCGAAAGCCAAGACUGCACAGUUAGCACAAAGCGACCCCCUGAAAGCGGCCAUGGAACUGCCGGAAUUUGUGCUCCUGACGAUGGCAUCAUUCAUCGGGUGGAGCGCCCUCUAUCGAGCCCUGUGCUUCCUCCAGCCACACAAGUCUUACGAGUGGAAUUCUCGGAUAGUCGUCGUCAUCCACGCGGGGACCAUCCUCGUUAUGUCUUCCGUAUUUGGAUUCUUCUUCAGCCCUUGGCCCUUUACUCACCCAGGAGGGAAAUCCAACCCAUACGAGAAUAGUACCAUGGUGGUGUGCAACGGCUAUUUCCUGUACGAUUUCAUCCGGAGCAUGCUGUACGACACGAGGCAUAACAGAGCCAUGGUCUUGCACCAUCUGGUUUGCAUUCUGUUCACCAGCGCGUCGCUGGUGUCCGGCUUGUCUGGCACGGAGAUUAACUUUAGCCUGUUCUUGGCCGAACUGACCAACCCCAUGUUGCAGAUACGCUGGCUCAUGCGCAACGCGGGCAUCACAGAGGGGAUCCUUUACGAGCUGAACCAAGUCGUGUUCCUCGUGGCCUUCUUUAUCAUCCGUGUAGGCAUUGGUACCUAUUGGAUCUACCACUACCUCCUGCAUCCUGUGCCUCAUCUGUUUUUUAAACUGGGAGGAAUAUUGCUCUAUGCUGUCAGCAUAAUAUUUAUGGGACAAAUAAUGAUAGUGGCUUACAAUAAACUUUCCCCAUCCGGUCGCAAAGAAAGCUCUGAAAAUCUACCAGCCCUCGAUAAAACCAAGAUAUAAAAAAGAGCUCCAAACUAUCAUUGAAAAUGCCGUUAAAGAGAUUGACCGCCAUUUUUUUAACCAGCAAGCAAAAAUUGAUUGCAUUUUGGUAUAGGCACUGAUCAGAACAAAUGUGGGUAAAUUAUUCUCAAGACAAUGGUUCUCGGAAUUAAAAAUGAUGGGAACGAUUAUUUUCUCAAGGAUCAAAACAACACCAAAGUUUGCGAAUCAGUAAAUGACUAGUGUAUAUCAAAGCAAUGGCCCUACGUAAUAGUAUAUGGUCCCAAGUCCUAAGCAUCGAUUCUUUAUCGGAAGGAGAUAUCGUGUUAUGUUUUCCAUCCCCGAAGUCCAGUAUCCAUUCUUCAUUGCCAUGGGAAAGCAGGUAGAGUUUCCUAUCCCUCAGGGAUUAAUUUUUGCGGUAGGGUGACUUCCAGUAUACCGACGGAUAGUAUAGGAUUUUUGACAGUCAAAUUCUUGAUUUUAAAUUUAAGUCCUAGUCGUUCAGGCCGGCUUUGCUAAUUUCUACACUUUGUUCGAACACUUUGUUGAAAUAAUUACAACCAAAGAUCCAGCGCCUUGUUAGCUUUAAUAUGCCCUCGACAGUCUAAGUACCUAAUUGUCAUCUCGAUUAACCUCAUGCUCGAUGUUUUGUGGAAUUUUUUUUCCUCCAAUUGCGAAUUCCUGCUGAUCGUACACAAAAGGUGUAACUUUGGCAAAAUAUUAGUGCAGAAAUAGAGGGGACGCUGAGGUAUAUGCCUUAGAUGGCGUCCCACUUUUGCUCACAAAUACGCAAAUUUGUAUCAGCAUAAAAACUUUUAAAAAGCAGCAAAAUGCUCUUCGACAGCAUGACAAAAAUUGAAAGUGAGCUUCAAUGGCAUACAAAAGAGCACUAUCGACAACUGCAUUAAAUUUGCAUUACAAUCAUCUCUAAAGUGUUGUUUAAAAAGCCGAUUUUCGGUAAAGCACUCAGCACAUCAGUCGUCCGAGCACUCUAGGCUACGUCAGCUAUAUGUUUCGGUAAUGACACCUAUGACACACUUUGCUAUAGGGCAGAUCCAUGUUUGUUGAUGUACCCACUAUAGGUCAUGUGACUUAUUGGGCGCAGUCGGUCUACUAGCGCAAAACAGCUGCGUGGUGUACUGCAAACAUAAUGAACAGCCAUGUUGGUUCCAUAGUCUAAAGUUACCGGUACCCCAUACAGCUCUGGUGACAUCAGAGUAACAGCGACCCCAUUAGUCAGGAAAUGCAUCGAAAAUGUUUCAUAUUUACCAAGUGCAAUUUCAAGAAUUACUAUAGAUUUCUUAAGUAGAUAAAAGCCGAAAAAUGCAAGAGAGUAAGUUCUCAGGUAAAAUUCAUGUCAUGGACACUUAACUUUCGGAAAUUAUUUGGGUGCAGGUUUGAACUAAUCACCUUUCUCUUCAUCUUAAAUUUAAAAUUUCAAAGUGGGUCGUUAAUGCUGGCAUAUUAACUUUCAAUUUAGAUACAAAAAGGCUGAAUGAAUUUUAUGAGAAGUGUAUUGUGUCAUCCAUGUUCCAUGUGUUUGCUUAGCAGAAUUAGUACAGUAUACAUGCAAUUAGAACAUCGCACGAUGCGUGUCACUGCUCAAGAAAGCUCUACCGUACUCUUGGCUUGUCCAUCCCGAUUAUAUUGCAUUAUUGACACCAGUCUGGCCGCUUCCUUGCCUCAAUAAAUCUCUGCGUCAUUUUAAGAGUUCACAGACUUCUCGUGACCGUUGAUAGAAUGUUGACCGAUCCAUUUACCGGCGAAAUGGAACGCCAUUUUAAUAUCAAAGACGAAUUCAUCAGAACGAAUUCAUGACACUUGAUCCGCAGUCCACAGAUUACAUGGCGGGACUCACAAGGUUGUAUAAACAAUACUUAAUUAUUAUACAACUAACUAUGCAAUUGGACAGCCAAAUUCAUAUUUUAGUGGCGGUCAGUAUUGGCAUAUUGGUGUUCCAAUCCCAGUGUAUUGUUCCCAUUCGUAAAAAGUUUGUAAUGAAAAUACUACCAUGUCUGGGUGUCGCAUUUCUCGUGAGUGUAUUUGUUUUAGACUGUUCAGCUUUAGUUUUAAGUGCAUUUAUACUUAAAUUGUUUUAGGGUCAUUAUAGAGUUACAUGUAUUAUGACAUUUCUGCUAGAAAUGAACAGUCCCCCCGUUUGUACGACCAGAAAUUGCUUACCAAAAUGUCAGUCAAAUAUGACCCAUUCAGAUGACAGCAGUUUUACCAUUAGCAGCUAAGGGGAGAGGGCAAUGAAAUGUUUCCUAUAUUUUAUCUUGUUUUAAGAGCAACAUUGCUCUUGACCGAUGUUCCCACAAAUGCAUGUAUCUCCAUGGUAUUCGUUCUUUCAUUUUUAUGUUGAAGAUUAGUUAUUAAUAUUUGCUUUUUAUAAGACUCCCAUUGUCACGUUAAAAUAUUUUUUUUCCAUGUGCAGUUUUUUUUUAUCAUGAAGCUAUUGAUUUGCAUGGAGGCAGUA
Molecule: messenger RNA, 4602 nt
Organism: Acanthaster planci (crown-of-thorns starfish)
Lineage: Eukaryota; Metazoa; Echinodermata; Asteroidea; Valvatida; Acanthasteridae
Product: TLC domain-containing protein 5-like
Cellular component (GO): membrane
Source: RefSeq, a predicted model, not a curated record